UUCUUCUCACUUUCCUCUUCUUCGUCCCCACCGCGAAUCCAAACAAUUCUGGAAAAUCGCCGAUCGAUUUCCCCCAUGACCGUAGAGCCUUGAGCGGCUGGAUUUAAUGCAUUCACGCGGCGACGGCAACAAACAAUGUUUUCCAUUCCUUUGCCGCCUCACUCGAUCUCGCUGCUACUUCCUCUCGAAAUCAGCAUAGAUUCUACCAGUUAUGAUCGAAUAUAUUCGAAUUAGUGUUGCUCCUCCGUUGAUCUUUUGGUUCAUCUUCUACUAUGAAAUCCCAAUAAUCCUCUUUUUUUGUUUAAUUGGCCGGUUGAGCGAAUUAAGUUAUAUGGGCCGAGACCAAAACACAAUGGGCCUAUAACGAAUUACAAGAAGCCCAAUAUUUAUUCCAAAGUUUGAUCCGGUACCGGCAACACAAGACUCGAUCUCGGAGCUGUGAGUUUGUGAUUUUUCUUAAACUAAGUAAGAUUCCCAUUGAUAUUACUCUUGAUUCGUUCUCGAGUCUAGAACGUCCCCUCUCUUCGUCGAGCUAGAUUUCAGAUUAGGGUUUUGGUUUCUUCUCAGGAACAAAUUUUGCAGAAGCUAUGGCACUUCGAUCGAUCAGCAGGAGGUUUGGGAGCAGAGUCUUGAGUUACCGUUCCUCCUCUGUUGCUUCCCUUCAUUCUCACGCCACAAGUUUCGGGUUUCAACAAGUGAAGGAAGAAGAGAAAAGAAAGUUGGUUGGUAACGUUUUCUCCAAUGUAGCUUCCAGUUACGAUAUCAUGAAUGAUGUCAUGAGCGGUGGCUUGCAUAGGCUUUGGAAGGAAAGACUCGUUGGGAAGCUGAGUCCAUUUGCAGGGAUGAAGCAUCUUGAUGUUGCCGGUGGAACGGGUGAUGUUGCGUUUAGGAUCUUUGACGCUGUUAACAGUGUCAAACGAAGAGCAUUGCGGAAAGUUGAUGAGGAUUCACUUGAAGAAACUCAGAUAUACGUAUGUGAUAUUAAUCCCAACAUGUUAAACGUUGGGAAACAACGUGCUGCUGAGAGAGGGUUAGGAGAUAACAAGUCACUCGUAUGGGUCGAAGGAGAUGCAGAGGCCUUGAGUUUCGAUGACAAUUCAAUGGAUGGAUACACUAUUGCAUUUGGAAUAAGGAAUGUCACACACAUCGAAAAGGCUCUCGCAGAGGCUUAUAGGGUACUAAAACGGGGCGGAAGAUUCUUGUGCCUUGAGCUCAGCCAUGUAGACAUUCCGGUCUUCAAAGAUGUAUACGAUUUGUAUUCAUUCAAGGUCAUUCCAAACUUAGGGGAACUAAUAGCCGGUGACCGAGAAUCUUACCAAUACUUGGUUGAGAGUAUUCGUCGGUUUCCUCCUCAGGAGAAAUUUGCAACGAUGAUAGCAGACGCAGGAUUCGAGAAGGUGGAGUACGAGAACCUUGUUGGUGGCGUUGUCGCCAUUCACUCUGCCAUUAAGCUCUGAUCUCUCUCUCUCUUUCUUUUUUACUUGUGCAUUUUAUCUGCCUUCCCAAACUGUAAAAGUUCAAACGUGAAAAAUAAAGCUCUGUCCAAGAGUGAAUUUGCUUCUUAAUUGUUAAAUUGUUCAAAUUAUUAUUUAUCAAAUUUCAUUACAAAUAAA
This is a messenger RNA of Brassica napus (rape), 1613 nucleotides long. Its product is annotated as 2-methoxy-6-polyprenyl-1,4-benzoquinol methylase, mitochondrial. The transcript is spliced from 9 exons. Gene Ontology annotation, molecular function: methyltransferase activity. The coding region runs from base 588 to 1457 and encodes 289 amino acids. The record is from RefSeq and is a predicted model, not a curated record. Gene Ontology annotation, cellular component: mitochondrion. Lineage: Eukaryota; Viridiplantae; Streptophyta; Magnoliopsida; Brassicales; Brassicaceae. Gene Ontology annotation, biological process: ubiquinone biosynthetic process.